AUGAGGGACAGCUCUAAAUCUGGUACCCUAUCGCAAGAAUGUACUUUCGACGACUCGGUUAACCCAAAGUGCGGUUGGUUAUCCGUGAGUGGCGACUACACAUGGCGGCUACGUCGGGGAUCCACGCCGGCAAGGAACACGGGUCCCUCCACGGACCACUCCGGGGGUGGUGCUUACAUAUACGCCAGAGCCUCUGUGGAAGCCAAGAAGGGGCUACAACGCCUCCCUAAGCGGUCUAGAGCCAGGCUGACGAGCCCUACGCUGACAGUGGGACCUAAACGGAAGCUGGUUCGCUUCUUCUAUCACAUGUUCGGGAAGCAGAUGGGCGGGCUGGCCGUGUUUGUGGCCGUACGAGGUGAUGUGAGCCCCCCAUCACCAGUCUGGAGACGGAGUGGAAAUAUGGGAAUGAUGUGGCAUAUGGGAGAGAUACGACUACCUGCUAACAGUACAGUUAAGAUCGUGUUUGAAUCAGUUGUUGGUAAAGGUGUAGCAAGCGAUAUCGCCAUUGAUGACAUCACCAUGCACGAUCUUGACGUUGACUGUACUUUUGAGAAUGGCGGUGGAAUGAUCCCAGUAUCUCCGGCGUGUCGAUUCGAGCAAGCUAGUGAGGACCAUUUCGACUGGCAGGAGAACACCGGUAAAACACCCACGAGACGAACGGGCCCUGCCAUCGACCACACCCUGGAACAAUCAAGAGGUACCUACAUGUACAUCGAAGCAACGGGUCCAAACAUAGCCGAGAAAGCCCACCUGAUCAGCCCCAGGUACACUAAGAUUGCUGGAGCGUGCAAUGUUUCAUUCUGGUAUCACAUGUAUGGAGAACAUGUAGGCCACCUCAAGGUUCAUAUCAUGCAGCGUCCAGGCCAUCUUGGCGAACCGUACUUCACUGAAGCUGGAGAACAUGGAAAUAUUUGGUUUGAAGGCACAUUCAACAUAACAGAUAUCGUCGGCAGUUACCAGGUUGUCUUUGAAGGCAUUCGUGGUGAUGGAUCGUCAGGGGACAUCGCCAUUGAUGACUUCAAGCUUAUUGGCUCUGACUGUGUCACCGCUGCAUCCUUACGAGAAUUGAAAGUUAACGAAACGAGAAGGGACCACUGCAGUCCAAACCCAUGUGCGCACGGAGGGACAUGUAUGCCUGUUGUGGGCGGAUUUAGGUGUAACUGUACUGAAGGAUGGGGAGGAGUCCAUUGCAAUAGAGAACAUCUAGUCAGCUCAUGUUCCAGCAGACCCUGCCUGAAUGAUGGUCAUUGUGUGGUUGUUAACAGCACAACGUAUUCCUGCGAGUGCCCUCUUGGUUGGACCGGGGAGAACUGUCAAACUGAGCAGGAGACAUCCCACUCAAUGUGUGAUCCGGAUCCGUGUCAGAAUAACGCCACUUGUUACAACUUCACUACGUAUCUCGAGUGUGACUGCAAGGAAGGCUGGACGGGAGAGAAUUGUGAUGUUGAGGACAUCCCAGAUCCAUGCCGGGUCAACCAUUGUAUCAAUGGUGGUGCUUGCCAGGGGAGACCAGAUGGCCGAUACUUGUGUCAGUGUCCAGAGCAGUUUACCGGAGCUCACUGUGAAUCAGUGGUAGUUAUUAUUGAUCCGUGUGAGAGUAAUCCGUGUCAAAAUGGUGGAACUUGCGGUCGUUCCGCAAGCAAUGACGGCAACUAUACUUGCUCAUGUUCCGACCCGUGGAUCGGCAACGAUUGCAAUAUCGACGUGCGGACGUUGGACAAGUGUCUGAGUAACCCGUGCAUGAACGAAGCAACUUGUGUGAGUUUCCCGGACAGAUACGAGUGCCUGUGUGCCCCUCAGUGGACCGGAGGAGACUGCGAAAUAGAUCGUAACUCCAUCAACAAGUGCUUGAGUUCCCCGUGUCAGAACUCUGCGACUUGUACAAGCUUCUUCGACCAUUAUGAGUGUGGCUGCACCGAGGAAUGGACGGGCGAACACUGUGAAGAAGACGUUGAUGAGUGUGCAGAAAGCGUCAGUCCAUGUCUAAAUGGUGGUACGUGCAUUAAUACGGAGGGAGGCCAUAACUGCACCUGCCCUCAUGGCUGGCACAGUGAGAACUGUGAAAUGGAGUGUCAAGAUAGCAACAAGAACUGUAUGUACUGGGCAGCAGUUGGAGAAUGCAAGGUCAACCCCAACUAUAUGCUGUUCUACUGUCAGAAAUCUUGUGGAGUCUGCCAGCAAUACAUGUGCGAAGACGCCCAUGAAAGCUGUCCUCAGUGGGAACAGCUUGGAGAAUGUAAGAAGAACCCUUACUACAUGAUGGCCAACUGUCACAUGAGCUGUGGCGUCUGCAUCGAUGAUGAAUGUUCGAGCAGUCCGUGCCAGAAUGACGCAACCUGUGUGGAUGGGAUCGAUUCUUAUACGUGUACGUGUGCAGCGGGCUUUGAGGGUAUCAAUUGUGAAAUAGAUAUCGACGAGUGCACCAGCAGCCCAUGUUUAAAUAACGGCACAUGCGUAGACAGACCCAACGGAUUCGAGUGUGCUUGUACAUCAUUGUUCAGAGGCGACAUUUGCGAAGCAGAUGUGGAUAUCUGCACAAGCAACCCAUGCCUAAACAACGGGACAUGCUCAGCUGACCUCAUAGGAUACAACUGCACAUGCCUCGCUGGUUUCGAAGGAAAUCUCUGCGAAACAGAUAUUGAUGAAUGUGCCUCUAACCCAUGUCAGCACAGCGGACGAUGCGAAGAUUUAGCCAAUGGGUAUAUUUGUCACUGUCCACAGGAAUGGACGGGUACAGAAUGCCAAUACGAUUAUGACGAGUGCAGAAGCAACCCGUGUUUGAAUGGAGGCUCGUGCUACCAUGGCGUUGGUCAACGGCUCUUCAUAUGCAAUUGCCCAUCAGGAUGGCAGGGAACCACUUGUGAACUAGAGGUCGACGAGUGUGCAAGUGCACCCUGUAUGAACGGCGCUACUUGUGGGGAUAUGGUGGGUGGAUUUAACUGUACCUGCACGCCUGGAUGGGCAGGACCAACAUGUGAACAAGACAUUGCGGAAUGUGCAAGCAGUCCAUGUUCCAGAGGUGUGUGCAUUGAAGGACAGAACCAGUAUCAAUGUUUAUGUUCCCCUGGAUACACAGGCGUCUUGUGCGGGACAGACAUUGACGAGUGUUCAAGCAACCCGUGUGUUAAUGGUGGGACCUGCGUGGAUUUGGAGAAUAAUCAUACGUGUUCCUGUCCUGUAGGAUUCGAAGGACAUUAUUGUGAACAAGUUGCAACCACCCCGCAACCCACAACCCUUCCUGUAAAGACCACACCACCGAAAUUGCAGACGACAUCAGGUCCAAUAGUCGACUACUCCUGGCCCGAGAUCGACAUUUUCUCGGUCGACUCUUCCUUCGGUGAGAGUAGUCAUGACUUCACCACCCCCGUGGAUGAAGAACCGGACAACACCGAUGAAGAUGGACCGUCGGGUGGUGGCACCGACGGGCCGGGUACCCCUAAGACCAACCCGGCCGUCAUCACCGACGGUCUGGAGGUGGUUGAGACCACGGUCAACGACCAAGAGGAGGCGAGUGUGACCACCGUGAAAGCCAACCAUGUGACCACUCUUCCGAAGACUACUCCAGAGGAGGAUAACAAAUUACCCGAGGUGAAACCCAACAGGCAGACUACGACCAUUGGUAACGUUAUCAACCCUUUGGACAGGAGCCAGAAAAAGGACCAAGACCCACCGGCCACGGGACACAUUGUCGCCGUGGUGUUCGGCGGUUUGAUGUUCGUUGCCAUUGUCGCCUUCUUGGUCAUCGUCGUGGUGCGACAGAGGCGAAAGUCACGCAUUGGCAAGUACGAACACUUCAGUAUGGACAGUAAGGACGCAGUGGCAUGGAAAGAAAUGGACUCAAGAUCAUUCAAUGAUUCGAUCACAACAGAAAGUUCAAACAUGUAGUGAGGCUAACGACCCCUAGAAUAGGGAGGUUUGGCUGCACGUUACACAAGCAAAAUCGUGAACGUCAUGAAAUUCUUUCGUUUUUAGUGAAGUCACCACUUUGGGCUUGUUUUAUGCUCUCAUAUGACGUCUGCACGGACGUACCUGACGUGAGAAAUGGUAACUUCACGUAUGCUUAAACGUGAGUUUUUGUACAACAACAUUUUCUGACGUUCACGUUUAUGGUUUUGGCUCGCGUGAAGCCUACUUGAAGCCCCCUUAAUACCAUACUAGCAUCGGAUAUGUGUCAUAGAUUUGAGAGUACGGCAUAUACAUUAUGCCAGAGAUUUUAUUUUCAGUGUAAUUUUAGACACGACAAAGUGGGCAAAAACAUGAAAGUUGGUACACAAUAUUUUCAUGAAUGACUUUGUACUAAAGUUGUGAAUAGUUUGGCAGGGUUGCAUUCUAUAAUAAGGAAACACCCCGAAACUGUGUCAAUUAUGAAGACGCAGAUUUAAUCCGUUUCUAGGUCAACCUGACCAAGAACUAGGUCAAGCCCCCCCCCCCCCCCCCCUGGGAAAGAGAGUUUUAUUCAACCUUAACAAAUAUUGCUUAACAUAAACUGGUUACCAGCCGAAACUAAGGUUUGCAACAUUGCUACUGGUGCAUCACUCGUGUUUUGCUUCGUCAGUUGACCUAUGUGGGUACUGACACUUUGUAUACGGUUAAUUAGCAAUUCCGGGUUUGGUUCCCUAACCACAACGAGCAAAGAACAAAAAAAACCUCUGCUUACAGGAAGAUGGUUACAAGCCAAUCUACCAUGUCUAAUAUACCAUUUGCGACUGGUUUCCUGUUUGCGUUUGCUUAGCAGAAAGUUUGUUAAUAAGCAUUAUUGUGUGUUUAGUCAUUUCGACCAACGGGGAACGCUGUUGGAUUCCUUCGACCUUUGAGAAUUAGCCCUUGUACAUAGUGCUUGGUAAACAGCGACUUCAGUGAUAUCCAGUAGCAAUGAACGUAAUAUCAAAAUGCUUAUUAUAACAUUUCAAAAUUAAAUGCACUAAAUAAUAAUGAAAAAGAAACGCUUUAUAUUAAAGUUUUCUUCAAAUAUUGAAAAAAUUGUGUAUGGUUUUCAAAGUCGGCAAAUACUGUAAACGUGUAUACUAACAGAACGAUGCUGUUUUAAUUAUCUCUUCUAUGCAAACAAACAACAAUCAAUUAUUUAAAAUUAUAUAAUAAUACUCAUCAUAAUUUAAAAACAGUUUUAUAUAAAGCAAUGUAUUGCCAAUAAUUACCUCAGUCCUAAUAUCACCAACUCACCAAUACUAUAACUGACACUGCUAUUCUACCAAUCCGUUUGAGCCUUUCCACUUUAAACUCAAAUAUUGUUUACAAGUAUUUGCACCGAAAGGUGGACUCAACAUUGGUAAGACUGACCGCAGACAUGUUUCCCAAUUUGCACGUACCUCACAUAGAGUAGAAAUGGUCAUGGUUUAAAACUUCCCUUGAAACAAAUGUGUAAGACUAUCUUUUUGAGAGUUUCACACAAUUUCUGCUUAUUUCUAGGCCUUUUCAGUCUAAAUCUUCACAUGUUGGGUCCCUUUCCAUUUUUAUAUGUUUUCUUGAAUGGGGAAAACAAAGUAAACACAAAACAAAUCCGGGUCAGAAUUGCCUCGUAUCCGGGUCACGUUGGACCUGACUCGACUAUGAGUCAAGUUAAACCCGAAUCCAAAUCAAAAAGACACCCAAAUGGGUCAACCUGACUUAGAAUCAGAGUUGUUGUAACCUUAUAAUAAUUAUUGUUUUAAGUCGUGGUCAAGCUUACCCAGAAUGGUCAGGGUUUUGGGUCAAAAUUGACCUGUAUCCGAACCGUUUUAUGAGUUAAUGUUACACAUAAUCCUUUUAAAAAAGACACAUAAACCGGUCAAACUGACGAAGAAUCAAAGUUGUCGCAAUCUCUUUUUUAUACUCGUGAUCAGGCUGACACUAAAUGGUCAGGCCCUACGGGACCCAGAUCCGGGUCAAGUCUGGGUCACAUGGGGCAAUUCGGACCCAAAAUAUCUUGAGCACGUACUUGUGUUUGUUUAAAGGAUUUGGGUACUUUUUGUAACACAAAACACAAUAUCCACAUAUUUACAUAUAAACUUACGCCGUUCGAAGGUAAUGAUAGUAAAAAUCUUACCUGAAAAUAUUAGUUGCUGAAGUGCUGUAGUUUUUGAGAAAAACACUGUCA
This is a messenger RNA of Asterias rubens (European starfish), 6094 nucleotides long. RefSeq names its product fibropellin-1-like. Bases 1 to 3885 code for a protein of 1294 amino acids. Gene Ontology annotation, cellular component: plasma membrane; protein-containing complex. NCBI's taxonomy places the organism in Eukaryota, Metazoa, Echinodermata, Asteroidea, Forcipulatida, Asteriidae. The transcript is spliced from 27 exons. Gene Ontology annotation, molecular function: calcium ion binding. Gene Ontology annotation, biological process: establishment or maintenance of epithelial cell apical/basal polarity; heterophilic cell-cell adhesion. The record is from RefSeq and is a predicted model, not a curated record.